Bufo gargarizans (Asiatic toad) is the source of this 1622-nucleotide messenger RNA. RefSeq names its product matrix metalloproteinase-23-like. The transcript is spliced from 9 exons. Gene Ontology annotation, molecular function: metalloendopeptidase activity; zinc ion binding. Gene Ontology annotation, cellular component: extracellular matrix. The record is from RefSeq and is a predicted model, not a curated record. The coding region runs from base 1 to 1470 and encodes 489 amino acids. NCBI's taxonomy places the organism in Eukaryota, Metazoa, Chordata, Amphibia, Anura, Bufonidae. Gene Ontology annotation, biological process: extracellular matrix organization; proteolysis; collagen catabolic process.
AUGGAUCUCAUGGCCUCCCGCUUCAACCACAAGGUAGAAAACUCAGUUGCGAGGUCCAAGAAUCCUCUGGCUCGGGUGUCGGAUGCCCUUGAGAGCCUGUGGACGCAGUUCACGUUUCCUUACGUAUUUCCUCCUCUUCCGCUCAUUCCGCGUCUUCUCCGGAAAAUCAGGUCCGAAAGUCUGACCGUCAUUUUCGUGGCCUCGGACUGGCGACGCAGAUCGGGCAUGGACUUGGGGCUGGCUCUCAGUUCCCUCAAAGGCCAAGUUUCAGCCCUUUCCAUUCUUUUUCAGCGGAACUUGGCUUCGCUUUCUACGGUUCUGACCUUUCUGCACGGGGUGGCGCACGCUACGCCCCCUUACUGUCCUCCGUUGAAUCCUUGGGACCUUAAUAUGGUGCUCAGUGCUCUCCAGUCCUCUCCGUUUGAGCCUUUGCAGCAGGUGUCUCUUCGCUUCCUGUCCUACAAGGAGGCCUUUUUGGUGGCAUCCAGCGCCCAGAUACAGGCUGAUGGACCAGCUUGUGGUGCUGUCUUCCCAUCACGGAGUGGCAGAUGGAAACGUUACACUAUAAAUCCACUGGGAUACAAGUGGGAUCAUCUGAACCUGACAUACAGGCUUGUCCAGUAUCCCAAUACUUUAAACAAAGGUGACACAGAUAAAGCAUUAGAGAUUGCCUUCAGCAUGUGGAGUGAGGUUUCGCCUCUAACCUUUCAACGUGUGCUCCCUAAACACAAGUCGGACCUAAGCAUUGGCUUUUAUUCCUAUAAUCACAGUGACUGUUGGGAAUCCCCAUUGCACCCCUGCUUCGAUGGUCUGAAUGGAGAACUAGCUCAUGCUUUUUUGCCACCAAGAGGAGAGAUUCAUUUUGACAACCACGAGUUCUGGAUACUUGGACCUUCACGAUUCAGCUGGAAGCAGGGCGUGUGGUAUAAUGAUCUGGUCCAGGUGGCAGCGCAUGAGAUUGGUCAUGCUCUUGGCUUAUGGCACUCUAGUGAUGUCUAUGCACUGAUGCAUCCUAAUGCUACAUACACGCGGACCCGGCACUUGGCACAAGAUGAUAUUUUGGCAAUACAGCAUCUCUAUGGCUGCCCAGCUUCAGGAUCCAGCUGUGAGACACUGAAAGACCAGCAAAGUUGUGCUUUACAGAGUCCAUGUUACCAAAAGUGUAGCAGCUGUAAGAAGGUGUCUGAAAAAGGUCCCAAAUCAUACAAAGUCAAGGUGAAGACAUUUUAUGCUUCCAAGGGUGAGAGUGUCACACUCAACUGUACCCACAGUGCAUCACAACCGCGCCAGAGAGUCAGUUGGUACAAGGAUGGCAGCCGUCUAAAUCUGUCUGCUCCAGAAGUAGCUAAGAAGUCGUCAAGUAGUUUAAUUAUCCAAGCACAAGUAUUUACCCAAGGACGUUACACAUGUGUAAUACGCCAUGGAAUUGUGACCAUUGGAGGAAGGUCCUGGAAUCUCCGUGUUAUCUAGUAUUUCCAAAAUCCCACCAUGAAGAUCAUAAGAGUACAUUCACAUGAUGUGUGGCGGCUGUUAAACGGCCAUCAGACGGUUUUCAUGGACUGACAGUAGGGGCGAAUUAUAAUGAGGGCAAAAUGGGUGAUUGCAUAGUCCCAUGAACUUUA